Molecule: messenger RNA, 2010 nt
Organism: Amoebophrya sp. A120
Lineage: Eukaryota; Dinophyceae; Syndiniales; Amoebophryaceae
Source: the annotation of a GenBank genome assembly
AUGACCGUUCCCAGCAAAGAUGAAGUAGAGAACUACCCGUCCACGCCUCGUCGGGAGCUCCUGGCCUCCGGAGACUCGCGAGCGGUGGAGAACGCCCGGAAAGUGUACGAUUGGGCGGUUGAGGUAGAUGAGAAAAAACAUCACCCCACCACGACCUUCCUGCAGACCACCGCCAUUGGCCGGGCGCCUGGUCGGGUGGAGAUUCUGGGGAACCACACGGACUAUAACGAUGGAUUUGUGCUUUCCGCCGGGGUGCAGAUGCAGUGCCGGGUGGUGAUGGGCGUUAUGGAAAGAACGCACGAAGCAGACAAUUCUGUGUCGACAUCCUCGUCCCCUCCGUGCGAACUCUCUGUCUACUCCGCUUCGUUUCCCGAACUCGGAAUAGCGACCUGCACGUUUUCCGACGUUUUUUCUCAGCCGUUUGAGAACCUCGGCCUUCCCGGCUACUGCAAGUACAUUUGCGGGGUGUUUGUCGAGUUUUUCAGGAAAAUAAACAGGAGCGAAAAUAAUAACUUGGUCGAAACUGCAAAAUUGUUGAGCAAGAAAAUCGCAAAAAUCCAAGUCUACGUGGAGUCUGACGUUCCACUGGGGGCGGCGGUGAGCUCCUCUGCCGCACUCGAAGUUUCAACGGCGGUUGUACUGGAAAAGCUGUUUGCGAGUGCAGGGGAAUCUAGGAGCAUCGAUUUGUUUGAGAAGAGCAAGAAAAUCAGCUCGGCGCCGGCCUUGACGGCUCUGGAGGUCAUUCUUCUGUGCAAGAAAGCUGAAAAUGACUAUGUCGGGAUGGGUUGUGGGAUUUUGGACCAGUUUUCCUCGCACCAAGCAGCACAAGACACCUUGCUACUACUCGACUGCCGCUACCCCAUGGAAAAUUUGAAAAAGGUGCAAUUAUGCGAUUUUUGAUUCAGGACUAUGUUUGAUGUGUGAAACUGUUUCUUUUUGCUGCAAGACUGCAAAAAUCUCUACGUCCCUCGGGCGGACUGCGUUGUGCUGUGGUAGGAAGACUAGCCUCCACAUGGUAAAAUAGUUCUGUGCCACCUCCUGCUGGAUAUAAAAGUGUCCAAGAUGAUAUACGAUUCCAACCUAAAAUCAAAAACACCACUCUCUCACUUCAGAUCAAACCCUCGGACGGCGGAUUUGUGUUUGUGAUCGCCAAUACCGGAGUAAAGCUAUCCUGAGUAAAAAUGUCCCCACACCAAAGUCAAGAUGGGAAAUCCGCUAGACAAAUCCAUAAGCUUUGGCUGUUUCGCAUGACAAAUUUGGACGCGUAGUGUAGUGCUGUUUGAGCUAGCUAAGCAGCAUUACAGAUCUAGUAUCUCAUGCUGAUUGGCGCAUUACAGAUUUCCAAACCGCAUUAGGAAAUGCUUCUCAUGGGGCUCCGCAUGAGAAACAUUUUAAGCAUGCAGAGUAGCAUGACAACUAUGGUGUGGGUACGUUUUUACACAGGAUAAAAGCACGCUCUUGUGGACGGCCAGUACGAUAAACUGAAGCGACUCUGCUACGAGGGCCGCGAUUCGCUGAAAAAAGCCAUCGAGGAAGAGAACAAGCAGAACACGACGACCAGUAUCCUUCACCUCCGCGACGUCUCUUCCGCGCAGUUCGAGAAGUUCAAGGAGAAAAUUCCCACCAAGGAAGCCCGAGACCGAGCACAGCAUGCCGUGUACGAAAAUGAGAGGGUUUUGGAAGCGGCGAAACUGUUUGAAGAGGAUGCCGAAGUAGAAAGCCGCAGUAAAAGCGAGCUGGACCACGCGUCCUCUCCGUCGAAAAGGCGAAAGCGCGGCGAAGUAGAUGGGUCUCCAUCGACGAAGUCUGUUUCCGUAAGCGACAAAAUAAAUAAACCUCUUCCAACUACCACCACAUCCGCGGAAGAACUCCGCCUGAAGCGGUUCGGGCAGCUGAUGCACGAGAGCCACAAGAGUUCGCAGUUUUUGUUUCAAAACAGCUGCGCGGAGCUGGACAAAAUGGUGGAGCUGGCAUUGACGUGCCCGGGCUGUCUCGGCGCGCGGCUGAUGG